AUGUCUUUAUUCCAUAUUACCGACACUAUACGUUUUCAAUGUUUAAGGUUAUAUCUAAUCUAUCAAAAUAAAAACUUAAACAAAUACAACAGCAUCUUAAACUUUAAAUCAUGUAGACUGCCAACGUACAUAAUAUUUAAAUAAAAUCAUGCAAUUAAAAAAACUACGCUUAUACAGGGUGAUUUCGAAGUUGAGUCAUUUAUUUUAGCAGUGAGUAGA
Messenger RNA from Acanthoscelides obtectus, 219 nucleotides. Lineage: Eukaryota; Metazoa; Arthropoda; Insecta; Coleoptera; Chrysomelidae. The record is from the annotation of a GenBank genome assembly.